AUGCGCUUGGUCGAUCUUCCUGCUGUUGGCAAUCAUUUUACUUGGUUAAAUAGCAGCAGAUGUUGUCGUAGUAGAUUAGACAGAUUCCUAUUGUCGGAUAGUUUAAUUGAUAAAUGGAGAAUUAAUGCUCAAUAUGUUAGGGAUAAAGACGUCUCUGAUCAUAGGCCUGUAUGGAUCAAAGCUAGUCAUGUUAGCUGGGGGCCCAACCAUUCAAAGUCUUUAGCUGCUGGUACAAACAUCCACAAUUUCACGACUUCGUCAAGUCUGUUUGGGAUUCUUCUGCUAUUGGUGGUGAUGCAGCAAAUGUGUUGUCAGUAA
Messenger RNA from Lathyrus sativus (Indian pea), 318 nucleotides. The record is from the annotation of a GenBank genome assembly. Lineage: Eukaryota; Viridiplantae; Streptophyta; Magnoliopsida; Fabales; Fabaceae.